AUGUCUGAGGGUGAGAAUGCCCCUGAGGAGAAACCCCCCGAGGAAAAUGCCCCUGUGGAAAACGCCCCUGAGGAUAACACCCUCAGUGCUCCACCUCCACCACCCAAGCAAAUGGGACCUACCACACCACGCAAGGGCCCCCCCAAGUUCAAGCAAAGGCAAACAAGACAGUUCAAGAGCAAGCCUCCUAAGAAAGGAGUAAAAGGUUUUGGAGAUGAUAUCCCAGGAAUGGAGGGACUUGGAACAGAUAUUACAGUGAUCUGCCCCUGGGAGGCGUUCAGCCAUCUGGAGCUUCACGAAUUGGCACAGUUUGGAAUCAUCUAAUUCACUUCAAUUCUUGUCUCCUCUGAAGCUCAGAACAGCAUUUAUUACCUG
This is a messenger RNA of Euleptes europaea (tarantolino), 375 nucleotides long. It is a transcript of the gene PDE6H, whose product is annotated as phosphodiesterase 6H. Gene Ontology annotation, cellular component: photoreceptor outer segment membrane. Bases 1 to 324 code for a protein of 107 amino acids. Lineage: Eukaryota; Metazoa; Chordata; Lepidosauria; Squamata; Sphaerodactylidae. The transcript is spliced from 3 exons. The record is from RefSeq and is a predicted model, not a curated record. Gene Ontology annotation, molecular function: cGMP binding; 3',5'-cyclic-nucleotide phosphodiesterase activity. Gene Ontology annotation, biological process: positive regulation of epidermal growth factor receptor signaling pathway; visual perception; positive regulation of G protein-coupled receptor signaling pathway.